AGGAGCCCGAGCCCGUCCCCUCUCCGGCCAUCGAGGUGGACCUGCUGAACAUGGAGCCAGGCGUGCGGUACGAGGCGGUCGUUUCGUUCAGAAACAAGCUUGGCAAAGGGCCCGACUCGCCGCUCAGCGACCCUGUUUGCAUAGGGAGACCGACCCCGAAGUAUUUGAAGUGCACAUCAUGCGGAUGCGACUACGACCUGCAGCACGCUGGGUAUUCGAAGAGUGCGGAUCACUUUUGGUGCCCAGUGUGCCGCUUCAGGCAGAUGGACCCGUUCAAUGCGGUGGUAGAGCCCUAUGGGAUCCUCCUCUGCCACAUCGUCAUGCGAGGACAGAUUGCCUUUUCGCUCGACCUGCCAGACUUGAAGGCGUGGCGGAAGGACGACCAGGCCAUCUUCAUGAGAAUGGUGAAGAUAGAUAGCGACAAUUGCGCCCAGGUGUGGCCGAGGAAGCUCAGCUUUGAGGCCAACGGUUCCGAGGUCUUCUCCGUCAAGGAGCCCGAGGAGGGGCACGUGCGGCGGGACAUCCCCAAGGACAUAGCGGCGGGCUUGAGACCAGGUAUGAACACCAUCAACAUCACCAUGGAGGAUGAUCACCUCACAGGCUACGCGAUGUCCCUCGUCCGGACGGAGACGAAGACGGCGAGCCAGCUGGCCGACGAGACACCCCCGUGUGACGAAGAGGAGGCGCGCGAGCGGGUGAUGAGACUGCUUGGCGACUACUACUCCUCGGCAGCCGGCGGCGACGAGGAGGAUGAGAUCACCUGCGUGAUCUCCAACAAGCUCAAGCUUCGCUGCCCGCUGUCCUUUGAGAGGGUCGUGAUCCCCGUGCGCGGGGACAAGUGCGCGCACCUGCAGUGCUUUGGGCUGGGCGCGUAUCUGGAGAGCAACAUGAAGAUGCGGGCCGUCAACAAUAGGUGGACGUGCCCUGUCUGCACCAAUAGCCUCAAGCCAAGCGACCUCCGCGUCGACAGCUACGUGAAGAAGGUGCUGGAGGAGACGCCCCCUAGCGUGGACGAGGUCGAGAUCCUGCAGGACGGCUCCUACCGGUGCAUCGAGGAGGUGCCAGACGGCUUCCAACCAGCCCGCCCCGAUCCCGACGCUGAGGCAGCGGAGGCAGCCGCCGCGGCAGCGGAGAAGGACGACGCCAUCCAGGAGCUCCCGACCACGAUUGAGGACGGCGAGGGGGGCCUGAAGCGGAAGCCGCCCGCCCCCGCGGUGCUGUCCAGGAAGCAGCGGCGCCGCCAGAGAAUGAUGGAGGUCCAGGCUAACGAGAACGAUUCCGACUGAGCAGGGUGUUCUUCUGAGGCGAGCGGGGUGAUGUAUUGGGGACAAGGAGGAAGCUGGGGACCGCCGAGGCUGUGCGGAGGCCGGGCAGGCGCCCGCCGGGCAGGCUCGGAGCCGACGCCUUCCGCCCUCGCUGGGCCAGCCGCAUUUUCGACUCGCCGCUCGCCUCGGUCAUCCCCGCCCUCGCCCUCUUCCUCGUCCUCGUUGUCGUCGUCCUCCUUGUCCUCCUCUACCUUUUUCUCCUCGUCGCCGC
This is a messenger RNA of Prorocentrum cordatum, 1536 nucleotides long. The record is from the annotation of a GenBank genome assembly. NCBI's taxonomy places the organism in Eukaryota, Dinophyceae, Prorocentrales, Prorocentraceae.